ACAACCAUCUGGUCUUUGGGCUUUUAUUCAGGAGAUGAGAGCUUCAUCUGAAAAUCAAGUUUAGUUCAUGGUGUGAUAUAUAUGUUAGAGAAGUAUAUAUAUGUUGCAAUGGAGGAAAGUACUCUUCCUCCUGGUUUUAGGUUCCACCCUACGGAUGAAGAGCUCAUCACUUAUUAUCUUACACACAAGGUCUCUGAUUAUGGAUUUGUAGCAAGGGCCAUAGCUGAAGUUGAUCUCAAUAAGUGGAAGGCAAGUAUGGGAGAGAAGGAAUGGUAUUUCUUCAGCUUGAGGGAUAGGAAAUAUCCGACAGGGCUUCGAACAAAUCGGGCAACUGAUGCCGGUUACUGGAAGACUACAGGCAAAGAUAAGGAGAUAUUUCAGUCUGGUGUUUUGGUAGGGAUGAAGAAAACCCUGGUGUUUUAUAAGGGAAGAGCACCCAAGGGUGAGAAAACCAAUUGGGUCAUGCAUGAGUAUAGGCACCAGACUAAGUUCCCUUAUAGACCCACAAAGGAAGAGUGGGUUGUUUGUAGGGUCUUUAGGAAGAGUUCUAAUGGGAAGAAGUCACAACCAACCACACCUUCUUUCCCUUCAUUGCUUGAAUCACCAUGCAAUACAAACUCAUUGAGUGAUGUUGGAGAGCUUGAUGUAUCUAUCUUUAGCAAUUUGGUGAACCAUUCAAACUCUUUUGAAGCUGAGCAGACCAUUGAAACAUCCGUCACCAACACCACCACCACCACCACCACCACCACAAACAACAACAACAACAGCAAUAACAAUCAUAAUAAAAUCAUGGACAUGGGAAGCAUGUACAUGAAUUGGGUGUUGAAUAGAGAAGCAAUGAGUUCUACAAGUCUACUUCCAUGGCCUGCAUCAAGCCUUCUUGGUUCAAACUUAUCGACUAAUCAAACGAUCUUGAAACCGUUACCGUUUACUGGCUAUCAUCAUCAUCAUCAUCAAGAGGAAGCCAGCAACGUAACGGCACCAUUAAGCUCCUUCAUACAACAAGAAACUCUCUUUGGAGCUGAACUGAAGUCCAGCUUCCCUGCAGCCUCUUCUUCUAAAGCUUCAGAUACUGUCUCGCACCAUCCUUUUGAACAGGAAUCCAUUUGGUAAUUAAGUUUAAUGUGAUAAAUUAUAAAGAUCUCUAUUUCUACCAUACAAAAUGUAUAAAAACUCAUUACCAUUUGUAUUAAAUUAAACAAUCAAAGUUUGUAAAAGUUAAAUAUAUAAAUACUUUGUCAUGCACCUCUGGCUCAUGUUUUCACUUGGUGAUGUAAUUAGUCCGAACAGAAGACAAGCAUAGAACUAUUGGAGAGUCCUAGGAUACAUCAACAGGUCUUAAUAGUGGAGUUUGUAUUGCUAGUUUCAGAAUGAACAAAUUAAAAAGGUCUUUCUGAUAUUUCACUGUGUGCCUCAAAUUGGGUACUACCCCCAGGAAAACAAACUAUUCGUAGUACCCCCUUGAUCGGCAGAUAACUUUAUCAUCAAUAAAUUAAGUUUCAACUAAUUAAGUAUUGAAUAGACACACGCACACGUGCACACACACAUAAAUAUAUUUAUAUAUAUAUAUAUUAUACACGUACACCUACAUGCAGGUAAGACUUAGGAGGUGUACAACGACAAUGCUUGGGCUAUUUAGCUCCACGCCAUCAGUGAAUCCAGAGAGCCUGCACCACAUAAUAGAAACAAGUUCAUGCUCUAAUUAGUAAUGAAAGCAUGCAUGCAUGAGAGGGUUAAGGAUGGAGGUAGGGAGCUCCCUUCAGUCCAAUAAGUGGGGAAAGAAAGAGGCAGGAGUUGCUCCCACACCAUGCAUUGGCUAAAGCUUAAACUCUUCUUCUUCUCUCUGUUUCUAUGAUCUAACUCAAACUCUGUCACUCCACAUACUUAUAUAUACAUGAUAUAUCUGGUUGAGACUUGAGUAUAAGGCUUGACCAAAUCCAUGAAGUGGCAGCUCUAAACCUCUUCUUAACCCCUUUCAUUGGA
Dioscorea cayenensis subsp. rotundata (Guinea yam) is the source of this 1983-nucleotide messenger RNA. RefSeq names its product NAC domain-containing protein 92-like. The transcript is spliced from 3 exons. Gene Ontology annotation, molecular function: DNA binding. NCBI's taxonomy places the organism in Eukaryota, Viridiplantae, Streptophyta, Magnoliopsida, Dioscoreales, Dioscoreaceae. The record is from RefSeq and is a predicted model, not a curated record. The coding region runs from base 82 to 1113 and encodes 343 amino acids. Gene Ontology annotation, biological process: regulation of DNA-templated transcription.